UUUAAUGUGCGUGCCUGUGUUUGCUUUCUCCGACUUGCUUUGAUUCCAGCGAUCAGCUGCAGGGAGAGAAAAAAAGAGAGAAAGAAAGAAAAACCCCACAUAUAACAGUCCGCCUGGCGAUUUUACCACUUUUAAAAAUUUUUGAAUAAAGGAGGAAGAUUUGCGCUGUUGUUUCUGAUUCAUGUUUGGGAUUCAGGAAAGCAUCCAGCGGAGUGGGAGCAGCAUGAAGGAAGAGCCCCUCGGCGCGGGGAUGAACGCGGUGCGGACGUGGAUGCAGGGAGCCGGCGUCCUGGACGCCAGCACGGCCGCUCAGAGCGGAGUGGGUCUGGCCCGGGCUCACUUCGAGAAGCAGCCGCCUUCCAACCUGAGGAAGUCCAACUUUUUCCACUUCGUCCUGGCUCUGUACGACCGGCAGGGGCAGCCCGUGGAGAUCGAGCGCACCGCCUUCGUGGGCUUCGUGGAGAAGGAGAAGGAAGCCAACAGCGAAAAGACCAACAACGGGAUCCACUACCGCCUGCAGCUGCUCUACAGCAAUGGGAUCAGGACGGAGCAGGAUUUCUACGUGCGCCUCAUCGACUCCAUGACCAAGCAGGCAAUAGUAUAUGAAGGCCAAGACAAGAACCCAGAAAUGUGCCGAGUUCUGCUCACGCAUGAAAUAAUGUGCAGCCGCUGUUGUGACAAGAAAAGCUGUGGCAACAGAAAUGAGACUCCAUCAGAUCCAGUGAUAAUUGACAGGUUCUUCUUGAAAUUUUUCCUCAAAUGUAACCAAAAUUGCCUAAAAAAUGCAGGAAACCCUCGAGACAUGCGUCGAUUCCAGGUCGUGGUGUCUACAACAGUCAAUGUUGAUGGCCAUGUGCUGGCAGUGUCAGACAAUAUGUUUGUGCACAACAAUUCCAAGCACGGGCGGAGAGCUCGAAGACUUGAUCCCUCGGAAGCUACACCAUGUAUCAAAGCCAUCAGUCCAAGUGAAGGAUGGACUACAGGAGGUGCCACUGUCAUCAUCAUAGGAGACAAUUUCUUUGAUGGGUUACAGGUCAUAUUCGGCACCAUGCUGGUUUGGAGUGAGCUGAUUACUCCACAUGCCAUCCGUGUACAGACGCCUCCCCGACAUAUCCCAGGGGUUGUAGAAGUCACAUUGUCCUACAAGUCUAAGCAGUUUUGCAAGGGAACGCCUGGAAGAUUCAUUUACACAGCUCUGAACGAACCCACCAUUGACUAUGGUUUCCAAAGGUUACAGAAGGUUAUCCCCCGGCACCCUGGUGACCCCGAACGCUUGCCAAAGGAAGUAAUACUUAAGAGGGCUGCUGAUUUAGUAGAAGCACUCUAUGGUAUGCCACAUAAUAACCAGGAAAUAAUCCUGAAAAGAGCUGCAGACAUCGCUGAAGCGCUCUACAGCGUCCCCCGCAACCACAACCAGCUCCCCGCCCUCGCCAACACCUCCGUCCACGCGGGAAUGAUGGGAGUGAAUUCCUUCAGUGGCCAGCUCGCUGUCAAUGUCUCCGAAGCCUCCCAAGCCACCAACCAGGGUUUCACUCGCAACUCCAGCAGUGUGUCACCUCAUGGCUACGUGCCAAGCACCACCCCGCAGCAGACAAACUACAACUCUGUCACAACAAGCAUGAAUGGCUAUGGGAACGCUGGAAUGUCAAAUUUAGGCGGUUCUCCAACCUUCCUGAAUGGAUCUGCUGCCAAUUCUCCCUAUGCCAUUGUGCCAUCAAGUCCAACAAUGGCCUCCUCCACUAGCCUCCCCUCCAACUGUAGCAGCUCCUCUGGGAUUUUCUCCUUCUCACCAGCCAACAUGGUCUCAGCGGUGAAACAGAAGAGUGCGUUUGCGCCUGUCGUGAGACCCCAAACCUCCCCCCCUCCCACCUGCACCAGCACCAAUGGCAAUAGCCUGCAAGACCAGUCUUUUGUGGACUCUAGCAAGUACUCCACUGCAGGGUCUCUCCAGGGGCUGGCCUUCUCCUGAACUAUAUCUGGCAUGAUUGUUCCCCCCAUGUGAAAGAAUUGCCUUGAAGAAUUUUAUUAAUGAAGAGGUUGAAUUCUGCUUCAGAGAGAAUCUGAUACAAGUCCCAGAGUGGAACUUUUUACUCAGGCCUUUUUAAAAAUAAAAAAGAAAUAAAGAAGGAUCUUACAAUAACUGCAGAUUUUUAAACGAAAGAAAAAUCACCAUCCUUGCAAAUACUGAAAUUAACAAUCCACAAUUGCAAGGUGUUGAUUCAAGUUGUCCAUCCCAAAUACCUGGGAGAUAUAUUUAUUGUAUGUUGAUAAAAA
Messenger RNA from Vidua chalybeata, 2274 nucleotides. It is a transcript of the gene EBF1, whose product is annotated as EBF transcription factor 1. The transcript has 17 exons. Gene Ontology annotation, biological process: regulation of transcription by RNA polymerase II. Gene Ontology annotation, molecular function: DNA-binding transcription factor activity, RNA polymerase II-specific; RNA polymerase II cis-regulatory region sequence-specific DNA binding. NCBI's taxonomy places the organism in Eukaryota, Metazoa, Chordata, Aves, Passeriformes, Viduidae. The coding region runs from base 182 to 1969 and encodes 595 amino acids. The record is from RefSeq and is a predicted model, not a curated record.